AGCUUCAUAUGUCAUAUGUCAACUGUUUUGAACUUGAAAAAAGUGAAUAAUAUUGUGAAUUACAGUUAUAUAUCGUGAUAUUGUGACAAAAGACAUUGCAUUCGAAACUUUUCUCAACAUUACGUUGCGUCCGGCCACUCAUUUAGCCCUGUAUUUUGUUUUAAAUUAACUUAACCUCACAUAACCUCAUAAUGUCAGUGGUGAUCGAGACCACUUUAGGGGACAUAACCGUCGAUUUGUACAUCAAGCGUCGACCCCGAGCAUGCCUCAACUUCCUCAAACUGUGCAAAAUCAAAUACUACAACUACAGCCUUUUUCACACCGUGAGUCGCGGUUUCAUUGCCCAAACCGGUGACCCCACCGGUAGCCGCACUGGUGGUGAAUCAAUCUUCGGAGUGUUUGAAGGCCCCCAUAAACGUUUUUUUGAACCAGAGUCAAACCCGCGUAUCAAACAUACAACCAUGGGUUUGAUUUCGUUUGUUGGUAAUGAAGACAACAUGAUCGGUUCUCAGUUUUUUUUCACACUGGGGACCGAACUGACGUACUUGGAUGAAAAACAUUGUGUUUUUGGGGAAGUCGUCGAAGGGUUGGAUGUAUUGGAGAUAAUGAAUGAGGCGAUUUGUGAUAAUGACGAUAGACCGUAUCAGGAUAUCAGAAUUACACAUACUGUUAUUUUGGAUGACCCAUUUCCGGAUGGAGACAGGUUGAGGGUCCCCUCGAGGUCACCCUCACCGAGUGCAGAGCGAUUGAAAGGGGGCCGGAUAGCCCCUGAUGAAGAAAUCGAUGAAACGGCAGGCAAGACAGCACAGGAAAUUAGCGAAAUGUUAGCGGAGCGCGAGGCGAAAGCAAGGGCGACGAUUCUAGAAAUGGUGGGGGAUAUCCCGGAUGCGGAGAUGGCCCCCCCAGAAAAUGUUCUCUUCGUUUGUAAAUUAAAUCCAGUGACGAGCGAUGACGAUCUUGAAAUUAUUUUUAGUCGAUUUGGGAAAAUUAAAUCUUGUGAAGUGAUCAGAGAUCGGAAGACUGGAGAUUCACUACAAUAUGCUUUCGUCGAAUUUGAAGAUAAAAAGUCCUGCGAAGAUGCAUAUUUUAAGAUGGAUAAUGUCCUCAUUGACGAUAGGAGGAUUCAUGUUGAUUUCAGUCAGUCGGUGUCAAAAAUUAAGUGGUUGGGCAAAGGAAGAGGCGUUAGGAAUUUGGGCGAAAAAGACCAGGAUUUGGGCAAGGGUCACUAUCAGAAAAAUGGGGAGAAAAAAGACAAGGAGAGGAGACCAGAAAAACGAAAUGAUGAUAGAAGACAUAAGUCUGACGAGCGGAGAAAAGACUACCGAGACAGGAGACAUGACGAUAGAAGAGAUAGAUAUUAUGACAGACGGAGAGAUCGUUCAAGGUCACCAAAAUACAGACGAGACGAACGAAGAGAAGAAGAAAGACACAAAACAGUACAAAGAUACGAAACAAAAAAGAAACGACGCGAUAGGUCGUCUAGUGUGGAGCCAAACCAAAAACAAUCAAAGUCACACAAGGACAAAACGAAGAAAAGCACAAAAAGAAGCAAUUCAGACAGCGAACAAGACAGAAAAAAGAAGAAAAAAUCGAAGAAAAAGAAGAGAUGUAGCAGUAGUUCUGACUCAUAAUUUUAAUAUGGCUGUCAAUUAUGUAAAUAAAGUUUUUUAAGUCUUGA
Messenger RNA from Tribolium madens (black flour beetle), 1678 nucleotides. Its product is annotated as peptidyl-prolyl cis-trans isomerase sig-7. Gene Ontology annotation, biological process: protein peptidyl-prolyl isomerization. Gene Ontology annotation, cellular component: nucleus. The transcript has a single exon. Gene Ontology annotation, molecular function: RNA binding; peptidyl-prolyl cis-trans isomerase activity. The record is from RefSeq and is a predicted model, not a curated record. Bases 192 to 1631 code for a protein of 479 amino acids. Lineage: Eukaryota; Metazoa; Arthropoda; Insecta; Coleoptera; Tenebrionidae.